Messenger RNA from Procambarus clarkii (red swamp crayfish), 6421 nucleotides. RefSeq names its product something that sticks like glue. Gene Ontology annotation, molecular function: nucleic acid binding; zinc ion binding; ubiquitin protein ligase activity. Gene Ontology annotation, biological process: protein ubiquitination; ubiquitin-dependent protein catabolic process. The record is from RefSeq and is a predicted model, not a curated record. Lineage: Eukaryota; Metazoa; Arthropoda; Malacostraca; Decapoda; Cambaridae. Gene Ontology annotation, cellular component: nucleus.
GAUGGUAAAUUCUUCACAUAUUGAGAUGAUUGUUAGUAAGUUGGUGAAGGAGUGAGUGAGUGCGUUGUGAGGGAGGUGAAGGAGAGGCAGGUGGUGAGGUGUUGUUGACGCGGCCGCCAUCUUGUGAGGUGCUGCUGCUGCUGGCCGUGCUCCGUCUUGGCCUUCCUGGCCAGCCUCUCCUCAUGUACGCAGCCUCCCGCUCUACACACUAACCCUCAGGAUGUCUGUACACUACAAAUUUAAGUCGGCGGUGGAGUAUGACACAUUGCCCGUGGAUGGUGUACACAUCAGUCUCGAGGAUCUGAAAGAGGCCAUCAUACAGCAGAAGAGACUUGGACGUGGGCAGCCAUAUGACUUGCAGAUAACCAAUGCAGAAACUAAAGAAAUAUAUACAGAUGACAAAACGCUGAUUCCGAAGAAUUCAUCGUUGAUCGUUGCAAGGGUCCCCAUCGACCCUGCACAGAUGAAGAGGCCAUGGGAGAACAAGGAAUCGACGGCACUUCUCUUAUCCAACCCAUCAAACCUGAUGAACACGGAAGAUGCUGCUGAAGCUGCCGAAAUUGACAGAAAGAUCAAAGAGGUAACGGAUUUGACCCGCAUGGAUGGCAGUGAAGAUGACAAGAUAAACGCUAUGGUUGCUCAGUCAACGAUGGCUUAUCACCCAUCAAAAUAUGUAAAGCUUCGGGUUAGUAGAAUGAUGGGGUCUGUACCUAUGGACUACAAGUGCUACAAAUGUCAUCAUAGUGGGCACUGGGUUAACAUGUGUCCGCUCAAUAACCAAGACCUGCGCAAGAGCACUGGCAUCCCAUCCAAGUUCUUAGAGGAGGUACAUGACCCAAAUGCUCCAGGUGUUAUGAUCAAUGCAUCAGGCAAACUUGUCCGCUUGCUGGAUAUGGGAGAACCUGACCAUGAAAAAGGUGACCCUCCGCCUGGUCGUCCUCCACCACCUGAAGAAAUUGUGUGCUCAAUUUGCAAGGAGUUAUUAAGAGAUGCUGUUCUUAUACCAUGCUGUGCCACUGCCUAUUGUGAUGAAUGUAUUCGCAAUCAUCUUUUGGAGUCCGAGGACACAAGAUGCCCUUUCUGUACAGCGGAGGAUAUCAGUCCGGACACCCUCAUACCCAACCGCUAUCUUCGUAUCAAGGCUACCCAGUUUGAAAAUGGAUGGCAUAUAUUCGCUAGAAAGCUUGACAGAGUUACAUCCGAGCCUUUGUCAUCCAUUCCAACACACAUCGUGCACUCGAGUAACACUCCAACACCACCCCGGAGCCCUGCUAGAUCCUCUAGCCCAGCUAGCGCUAAAAUGGCUGAGCCAAUUAUCUCCCUAGGAUCUAUUUACCCAUCAAGCCCGUCCAGACCCAACAGUGCUGAAGAGCCUACGGAGAAUGGAGGAGGAGAUUCCGAUAAAGAAAAUAUGGUGGAAACGGCAGAACAUCUGACUCCUUCAGACGUUAUUAGUGAAGCCAUAGAAGAGAGUAACAUUCACAUAAAGGAGCUUCAGGAGGCUGACCAUCAUCAAGUUGGCGAAGAGCAAGAUCACUUGCAAGCUGUGUCAGAAGCUGUCACCGAGGUAGAAGGCAAGCAUAAAAAGAGCAAAAAGAAGAAAAACAAACGCAAGGCUAGUAAGCAUGAAUCUGAGGAAGAGAGGGAAGGUAAAGAAGGGAGGAAGAAAAAGGACAGAAGACAUUCUCAUAGAAGUCAAGAUGGUAAAUCAACUGACACGGAAAAAGAAUUGAUUCACGAGGCACUCGCUGAGUCCGAGAUUAAUGACAAGGUUGUAAUAGAUGCUGUCGAUGACACAUGGAGUAGUAAUAGGCUGAACGAAGAAAGUGUGAAGAGUAGAAGUAAAAGUAGAAGUAGAAGCAGAAGCAAAAGUGUUGAGAAAGGAGAUACAGACAUAAGUGCAAGUCACUUUGAUAAUAUUGUGCCAUUUGAUCCACGCGUACCUCCACCUGGUACCUUCGUCCAGUCUCCACCCAAGGAACCCUUUUAUCCUGUUCCAUCAACAUUUGCAACUACUGCUCCACCAACCCACGUACCUGGUGUGGUAGUUACUACAAACCAAUAUCAUCCAUUUCAACCAGGUGGGCCAUACCCAACAAGUAUGGGACCAUCAGUUCCGGGUACCAAUGUGGCAGUAUCAAGUCACGCUGGUGUUGUACAGGAGCAGCACGCACCUGCAGGGCCUCUUCAUACACGCUCAACUGACCUCUCGAUACCGCCACCAAACUUUGGAAACCCUGGUGUUGGAUAUCCAGGUCAUGUUCUACCUUACACAGAGGCUAUAGAUGAUCCACUGACACUCUUCAACAAACAUUUGCGAGAAAAAGAUGAGCGAGCUCGUAGGUUCCGCAUGAGCAGGUCCAGAUCACGGUCCAGGUCUCCUCCACAUCGUUACCAUUCUAGAUUAAGGUCACGGUCGCCUCGUCGAUCUUGGUCUCGUUCCCGUUCCCGCUCUCGAUCCAGAAGUAGGGUAAUUGGCUCUGGGCCUAGGUCACCUCGCUCACCAGCAAGACAUCGUUGGAGUCGUACGCCACCCAGAGCAAUGGGGUCUUAUCGGUCACAACGAUCGCCUUCAUAUACUAGAGAACGUUCCGUGUCAAAUCAUUCAUUAUCUCUAAGCAGAACCCCCAGCCCGAGUCGACGGAUCAAGUCGUCUCCCCUUCAAGUGCGACCGCCUCUUUCAGAUACCCGGUCACCAUUAAGGACAACAGUAGAUUUUGGAGCACCAAGAGAGUAUGAGAGAUAUGGAGUUAACCAUAUGAACCCUGAAGAAUAUCAGCCGUUUAUUAUGGGUGCUACUCAUUGGGAUCCACCUGCAAGGUAUGAUCUUCCUGGCCAUGACAACUUUAGAACUGACUUCCAAGAGCCCAGAGGACGUGGUAAUAGAGGACGCCGUGGUAGAGACCGUGGAGGUUUCCGGCAGGGCGAAGAGUUUCGUUUUGAUCAGCAUAUGCAAGAGCCAAGGCAUCCUUUUGAGAGACCCCAGCCGCCGCGUGAUGAUCGGAGAGGGCUGCUAGGAGUUGUCCCAUGGGAAAGAGACGAUAAUAGGCGUCCUUAUGACUUGGAUAUAGGAAGAAAUGACAGAGUUGGAAGACUUCCCGAUGGAGAUAGAAGACGCUUUGGAGAUUUACGAGACCCAGCUCGAGAUUUUGAAGAUACAAGACCAAGGAGAGAUAGGGAUGGUAACGAUAGUAUCAGAAGACAUGAUGAUGAUAGUAGCCGCAAAGGUUUUGAAGAUGAUGACUGGCGAAGAUAUUCUGAUGAUAAUAGAAAAAGGUUAGACGAUGACGAUGAGAAACGUAGGCAUUUUGAGGGUAGGAGAGGCCAUGAUUCUGAGGAAACUCACAGAAUUCCUGAAGCAGACCGAUAUGAUGAUUAUAAAAGAUUCUCUGCUCCAAGAAAAGAGGGAGAAGUACGAAGAGAUGAAAGUAUCAGAAAAGAAACCGAUACAAGGAGGAAUCCUGAAAGCUCCCGAAAGGAGAUGGAAGAUGGAAGGCAUGGGCGUCUCGACACAAAGAGGGUCGAAGAUCGUGAGCGAGAUGGCAAGUUUAAAGGUGGGUCUCGUCACCGAGAGAUAACUCCACAAGACGAGGCAUUUAGAAGUAAGCCAACUGAUUCACCAGGAAAAGCUUAUAAAAAGUCCCCAAUAAGAGAUAGAAGAGAGAGAGAUGCAGAGAGAAGAGAUAGAGAUAAUGAUAGAAGAGAAAGAGAUGGAGACAGAAAAGAUAACUAUAAAAGAGAGAGGGAAACUGGCGAUAGAAGGGAGAGAGAUAGAGACUACGACAGAAGAUCUCGAGAUUUAGAAAAGAGAGAUCGUGAUGGAGACAGAAGAGAAAAGGACAUAGAGAGAAAAGAUAGAGAUUCCGACAGAAAAGAUAGAGACUCUGAUAGGAAAGAGAGAGAUACUGACAGAAGAGAGAAAGAUUCACAAAAGGGAGAGAAAGAUCAUGAGAGAAAAGAUAGGCAGGAAGAACGCCUCGGUAAAGAUAAGCUAGAUGAUAGAAUGGGUAAAGAUGAAAAUAGGAGAGAGAGAGAUGGUAGAAGAGAGAGGGAUGGAGAGAGACCAGCCCGUAACUCUAGAUGGGACAGAGGUGACAGACUGGAGAGAGAGAAGGAAUUAGAUAAAGGAAGAAGUGAGAGACACAAAGCAAGAUCCCAAGAAAAGGAUGACAAAGGCAGAAAUCAUUCAAAUGAUGAAAAGGAAGAAAAGAAAAAGAAUAAACAGAAAGAUGAGAGGUUAGACAGUCAUAGCAAUAAAGAGAGAGAGAGUAGUAGUAAAGAUGCAGAGAGCACUAGCAAAGUUGAGAAGAAGAAGCAUGAUAAAAAGAAGAAGAAGAAAGAAAAACGUCGAGCUUCACAAGCAUCAACUGAAGCAUCUCAGGGAGAAAUAUCUGGGGACGAAGGAGAAGACAAGAAGAAGAAAAGGAAAAGGGAUAAGAAGAAAAAGGUGAAAGGCCAUGUAGAUGACAAUAAAGAUUUGGAAGAUGAGAAUCAGCCAUUUCAAGGGACUACAAAAUUACCUGACUCAGGAGGUGAAUCAUAUUCAGCGGUGAUGCCUGAGAAUCACAUGUCUCCCGUUGGAGAGAAAACUUGUGAUUCCGACCAGUAUGGCAGAACUCUAGAUGAAGAAAUGGCAACAAAAGAAAUUUGUACACCAUUACCACUUCCACAGUUGUCAAAAUGGGAGAGAGAGGAUGAAGUUCCUGUGACACCUAAAGGGUUAAUUGAAAAGAAAGCGCCAGAAGAGGAAAGAAAGGUCACUGUUGAUAUAAUUAAACGAGCAGAAAAUGCAAUAUUUUCAGGAAGAGGGCUAGUGUCUCGGAAAGUGUUCCUUGAUACCCAAAAGCAAAAAGAACUUGAGGAGGAAAGAAGUCCAACUCCAGAUUGGGAUCGCACAGAGUUGCGCGAGGCAAAAAGGCGUGGUCCAUCAAUUCAGAUUACUAUAUCCUCAAAGACGGAAUCCCAGAUUGGACGCCCAAGGAUGGGAAGGUCUGCACCACCAAGUCCAGACAGAUUAGACGAAAGGCGAUCGACAUUAAAAUCUAAGCGGGUUUCAGAGAAUGAGAGAAAAUCUGAUAGGCAUUCAAGACCAGCUAAACGAUCCCCUAGUCCUAGUGAGAUGCAUAGUGUAAUCAAGAGUAGAAGAAAGAGUGAGAAGGAAGACAAACCUCACAUUAAUGAGGAGAAGAGUAUCAUUGCUAGUCAAACUGUCAGUUCAAUUAGACAUCAAAAGGGAAGGUCUCCUUUACUCGAGACCCAUCCUAUUCCGAGUGACGAACCAAAAGAGACUCGAGAUUCAGCAUUAUUAGAAAAUACUGCCAAAAAUGUAAGUGAUGUUCCUGACCAGAAGGAUCUAAAUCUAAAUAAGCUUUUAUCUGCUGGUGGGGCGUCCGAGUCCAAAAUAUUAAAAACAGAAGAAACAAUUCCUUCACUUGAAGAGCAUACAGAUCAAAAUAUUUCUGUUGUUGUUAAAGCUGAAAUGAUAUCAAGCGAAUGUAACAGCGAGUCUAUCAUUACAGAUGACAGAUUAGAGCCAGAAUUAAUGGAAAAGAACGUAGCAAAUGUGGAAGAAAACGAUACAAAACUCAUUCACGAGGAAAAUAUGGAUGCCACUUCAGAAGCUCCACCUGUUGUCCGCAAAGAACCAGAUGAACUAGAGGAGGGAGAAAUUCCAACGGACACAUCAAGUGAAGGCGUUCACGCCACUGAACCUGCGACCGAGGUUCCUCCUAUUGAAAUGGAGGAAGCUGCUGUUGCAGAAAAUGAGUUGUUAAUGCAAGAACAAAAGAAAAUGCGUUACUCUCCAAUUCGUGUUCCAACGCCCAUUCCGGAAACCCAGCAGGUAAAAGAAGUCAAAGUAAAGGAGAAGAACAAGAAGCGUAAAAAGAGGAAGAGAUCGUCCAGUUCAAGUUCAAGUAACAGUAGCAGUUCGUCAAGCAGCAGCAGUGAAGAUGAAGAAAUAAUAAAGAAGAAGAAGAAAAAGAAGAAGAAGAAGAAGGCAGUAGACAGUGACUCUAGUGAUGUAGAGUCAAAGAGCAAACAUAAGAAGAGAAAGAAGGAUAAAAAGAAAAAGAAGAAAAAGGAAAAGAAGAGGAAGAGUGAGAAGUAAAUGGAUGACUGUGCAUAACUAAUAUAUAAAUAAUGCCAAAGAGAAGACACAAUUUCUUUUAUAAACCUUUCUUAUCGUUAGCACGUGAGAAAAUAGGAACCGAGCGUGCUGUUUCGUAAGGCUGACAACUUCACAAACAUUAUGCUCUUAUUUUGGGUCUCAAAACUUUGUGUUGUGAAUAACUUGUUAUAUAUAUAUAUGUAUUAUAUACCUGUAAUUAACAUAGAAAAAGUGUGAUGAUUUUGUAAAUAUUUGGAUUGGUAUUAUGGUAUUUUGUAAAUCAGUUUAGUGUAAAUAAAAACGACUCUGAUA